AUGGUUCUUUUCCAAGCGGCUCAACCCUGUAAACCUACUCCUCCUAUCACUUACCAUGAAAUGCUGUUCAGCAACAAGCACCGAAUCCCGGCAGAUCAGUCAAUCUACGUUGAUGCGGCUACCAAGCGAACCGUUACUUAUGGGGAGCUUCAGACUUUGAUUGGACAAUAUGGUGCCGGCCUGUACAAGCAAGGCAUGCAAGUUGGCGACGUGAUUGCAAUCUGUGCCCCCAACUCGGUGGAUUAUGCAGUUCUGUUCCAUGGUAUUCUUGCUUCCGGUGGUAUCAUGACAGCCCUUGACCGUGCCUCGGAUGAGCAAACUAUCUUUGAAGACCUUGAGACGGUGAAUGCCCGAUUUAUCGUGGCCCAUCCUUCGACACUUGAUAAAGUUCACCGCGCAGCGACACGGCUUGGUAUUCCAAAGGAACGUAUUUGGGUUCUUGGUGAGCCUUCUUCGGACAGCGAUUUCCAGUCGGUCUAUCAAGCGUUGCUGGAUCACGAUGACUUCUUGAAAAAGUUCCCGACUUUUACCCCAGAGGAACUCAAGGUUACACCUGCUAUGCUCUAUUUCACCUCUGGUACAACGGGAAGGAAAAAAGCUGUCAACAUGUCACAUCAUGUUGUAUGCACCGGUUUCAUUCAGCGUGAUUGGUGGAUGCCUGGGAAUCCCAGUGUCUCCUUUACCGAAUUUCACCACGGGUCGGCUUUGAUGGUCACUUUUUCAUUGACUGUUUUCAGCGGAAAUCCAACUUAUAUCAUGACCGAGUUCGAUUUCGAAACCUUUUGUAAACUAGUGGAAGAAUAUCGCAUCACUUUUGUGGCUCUGCAAACAUGGAUCGCGGCGAGAUUGGCCAAGGAUCCUAUUGUAGAUAAAUACAACCUGUCAUCCCUCCAGCGUGUGCUCUGUGGUGGUGCGACAUUGGACCCUGCUAUUAUGGAAAUGGUUUACAAACGUCUUGGUAUCAAGAUCCUGAAUUUGUGGGGUAUGACAGAAACUCUGAAUGUCCUGUUAUGUACUCCGGACGAGAGCGCGCAAGGAUAUACGGGAAGAUUAGCUCCAGGUUUUGAAGCUAAGCUGGUAUCCCAGGAAGGCCAAGAACUUGGUAUUGGCGAGACUGGUGAAUUAUGGGUCAGAGGCCCUUCCGUUACACCCGGAUACUAUCGAAAUCCAGAGGCUACUGCCAAGGCAAUUGACUCGGACGGGUUCAUGCAUACAGGCGAUAUCUUUACGGUCAAUGCCGAUGGUUACUUUACCUUUUUGGAUCGCCAAAAGGACCUGAUUAAACAUUACGCAUACGAACUUAAACCAUCCGAAAUUGAAAGUGUCUUGAUCAAAUUGCCUCAAGUGGCCGAUUGUGCUGUGAUCGGCGUGUAUUCUUCCGAGUACGUAACGGAUCUUCCACGCGCUUAUAUUAUGCUAGCGAAUGGUUACGAAUAUAAAGAGGGCAUGGAAAAAGAGAUUCAGGACCAUGUGGAUAGCCAACUUGCUGACAGAUACCAUCUUCGCGGCGGGGUGGUUAUCAUGGACGAAUUACCACGCACCACUUCCGGCAAAAUCAGUCGACCAACGUUGCGUCAAAUGGCUCGAAAGUUGACCUCUGCUGCUUGA
Molecule: messenger RNA, 1608 nt
Organism: Radiomyces spectabilis
Lineage: Eukaryota; Fungi; Mucoromycota; Mucoromycetes; Mucorales; Radiomycetaceae
Exons: 8
Coding region: 1-1608 (535 amino acids)
Biological process (GO): secondary metabolic process
Molecular function (GO): CoA-ligase activity
Source: RefSeq, a predicted model, not a curated record